Hippocampus zosterae (dwarf seahorse) is the source of this 1541-nucleotide messenger RNA. RefSeq names its product putative methyltransferase-like protein 7A. Gene Ontology annotation, molecular function: S-adenosylmethionine-dependent methyltransferase activity. Bases 532 to 1257 code for a protein of 241 amino acids. The record is from RefSeq and is a predicted model, not a curated record. The transcript has 3 exons. Lineage: Eukaryota; Metazoa; Chordata; Actinopteri; Syngnathiformes; Syngnathidae.
UGGGGCUAGACCGGCUUUCCAUUAAUUUCGGUGGGGAAAGAUGAUCUGAGAUAAUAGUGACUUGAGUUACGAGCGUGUUCACGGAACGAGCCAAACUCAUAUGCCAAUGUCACCUAUUCACCCAUCACUGUGGUCAAGUUUGACGUCGCCGUGGAUUCAUGGUCAUGGUUUAUCUGAGCUCUUCCGCCCUCCAGUGGCCAUAAAGAACAGUACACUUUUCAACUUGACGCUUCCCAAAGAGCUUCCGAUUGUAGUAAUGGCGGUAAUAUUACUGUAUAUUAUAUUUAACAUUAUAUGAAAUGCAGUAUCACUUGCUGCAGUGUAGAACAUACAUAUAAACAAUCUGGAAUUCUUUUACAGUUCAACCAAGCAAAGGUGGUGAGAAGUAACAUUCCUAUAGUCGUUAACGUGUUGUAGUGUUUUCUUUUGAAAUGUCACGAGCAUUUGCGACAUUGUUGACGGGGUUUAACUUAACUGCGCAGCCAUCUUGACAGCAGGCGAACCGGACUGGUCUGACACCGACAGCUCUAAAUGGCUUUUCUGAUGACAUUUUGUGCUUUAGUCGUCAACGUGUUUUGUCUGCCUUUGUACCUACUGGAUGCCGUAGGCUUGUACAAACUCUACAAACAUGUCUUUCCGUGUUGCCUUUAUCGUUUGUCCAAGCUGUACAACAAGAAGAUGCACGAGAAGAAGAGGGAGCUGUUCGCGUGUCUAUCAGAGUUCAAGCAAUCCGGAAAUCAGCUAACUAUCUUGGAGGUCGGCUGCGGCGCCGGUUCCAAUUUCCACUUUUACCCAGCCGGUUGCAAGGUGAUCUGCAUGGACAACAAUGCACACUUUGAGAAGUACCUGCACAGGAACAUGCUCGAGAACCGGCACGUCACUUAUGAGAAGUUCGUGGAGGCCUCGGCGGAGGACAUGCGCUCAUUCGAGGACGCGUGUGUGGACGUGGUGGUGUGCACGCUGGUGCUCUGCUCUGUUGACAAUGUCCCGCAAACUCUGAGGGAGGUGCGUCGCGUUUUGAGGCCUGGUGGAGCCUUCUUUUUUCUCGAGCAUGUUGCCGCACAGCCGUCGACGUGGACAUAUUUCUUCCAGCACGUCCUGAAGCCUGUGUGCUACUACUUGGGUGAUGAAUGUGAGGUCACCCGGGAAACAUGGACACAUCUGGAGGCUGCCGGCUUCUCUAACCUCAAACUACGACAUCUGAACGCACCAAUUAUCUUCAACAAACCACACAUCAUGGGCUAUGGUGUAAAAUAGAUUUGUGGCCCCCCUCACCUGACACUAGAGGCCAUCUAUCGUCCAUUGCCAGGCACUCUGAUGUUUGUUUUAUUUUUUUAAUCAAGGGAUUCAGAGCACUUUUUUUUUGAUACACUACAAAUCCUUGUCAUCAAAUCUGUCUGGAACUCGGCUCUUUACAGUAUAAGGCAAUGAAGCAUAUUUGCGAACACGUCCUGAUGGAGGUCACACAUGUAGAAUGUGAUUUGUUUUUCCUCCUCAGCCAAUAAGUGAAGAGAGUUAAUAAUAAAAAUGUAAAUAAUGAA